Phacochoerus africanus (Common warthog) is the source of this 3885-nucleotide messenger RNA. It is a transcript of the gene CLMN, whose product is annotated as calmin. Gene Ontology annotation, cellular component: meiotic nuclear membrane microtubule tethering complex; nuclear outer membrane; cytoplasm. The transcript has 14 exons. Gene Ontology annotation, biological process: negative regulation of cell population proliferation; nuclear migration. NCBI's taxonomy places the organism in Eukaryota, Metazoa, Chordata, Mammalia, Artiodactyla, Suidae. Bases 45 to 3161 code for a protein of 1038 amino acids. The record is from RefSeq and is a predicted model, not a curated record. Gene Ontology annotation, molecular function: actin filament binding.
GCCCGCGCCCGGCCCCGGCGCUCCGGCCCUCCCGCCCGCGCUUCAUGGCUGCGCCCGAAUGGGACUGGUUCCAGCGCGAGGAGCUCAUCGGACAGAUCAGCGACAUCCGCGUCCAGAACCUGCAAGUUGAGAGGGAGAAUGUGCAGAAGCGGACUUUUACUCGAUGGGUGAAUCUGCACCUGGAGAAGUGCAACCCACCUCUCGAAGUUAAAGAUUUAUUCGUUGAUAUACAAGAUGGCAAAAUCCUAAUGGCUUUGUUAGAAGUCCUGUCUGGGCGAAAUCUGCUGCACGAGUACAAAUCCUCAUCCCAUCGUAUUUUUCGGCUGAACAACAUAGCGAAAGCACUCAAGUUUUUGGAAGAUAGCAAUGUAAAACUCGUUAGCAUCGACGCGGCAGAGAUAGCAGAUGGCAACCCCUCUUUGGUUCUCGGGCUCAUUUGGAACAUAAUCCUCUUCUUCCAGAUUAAGGAGCUCACGGGCAACCUCAGCAGAAACUCUCCAUCUUCCAGCCUGUCACCCGGCUCCGGGGGCACAGACUCAGACUCUUCCUUCCCACCCACGCCCACUGCAGAGAGGAGCACGGCAAUAGCGGUGAAGGACCAGAGGAAAGCCAUCAGGACACUGCUGGCAUGGGUGCAGAGGAAAACCAGGAAGUACGGCGUGGCGGUGCAGGACUUUGCAGGCAGCUGGAGGAGUGGGCUGGCUUUCCUGGCUGUGAUCAAGGCCAUCGACCCCAGCCUGGUUGACAUGAAGCAGGCGCUGGAAGAUUCCAUGCGGGAAAAUCUGGAGAAGGCUUUCAGCAUCGCUCAGGAGGCCCUUCACAUUCCCAGGCUCCUGGAGCCUGAAGACAUCAUGGUUGACACGCCGGACGAACAGUCCAUCGUGACUUACGUGGCUCAGUUUCUAGAACAUUUCCCGGAGUUGGAAGCGGAGGACUUUAUGGAUUCAGACAGAGAAGCCCCUAUUGAAUCCACUUUCGUUCGCAUCAGAGAAACCCCUUCUGAGCAGGAGAGCGCCCUCCUCCUUCUGACUGAGAAUGAGGAGCGAGCCUAUACCGUCAACCACGAAGCCAGCCACCCGCCACCCUCCAAAGUCUUCGUCUGCGACAAGCCUGAGGACGUGGUGGAACGCUGCCUGGGCAGCGUUUCCAGCCAGGAGCCGCCAGACAGCUCCUCUGAGUCCAUGCACCCGAUCAUUGAGCAGGUUCUCCAAGGGGUCCCUCGGAAGAUCAGCACCCCCAGUGAGCCAGCUCCGGAAUCUUCCAUCUUGUCAUCCAGAAAGGACACCCGGAGAGCCAACUCCCUGCCGGGCAAGAAAACGGUGCACUUUGAUGCCGACACCUACAGAGACGCCUCCUGCAGUCAGGACCCCUUCUACAGCCAAGACCCUCACUUCGAAGGGAGCCCGAGAGGUUCAAAGGAGGGGUCCAAGCAGGACGGCCACGUCUCGGCAGGUGAGGUGGCGGGGGAAAGCCCGAAACAGGAAGCGCCGAGGGUCCCGGCAGCAGCCCCGGACGAGGCCCCGGGCGAGGCGUCUUUGGUGGAUGGUAAGAUCGAGCAUCCUCCGCCUUUCCAGCCCUCCCCCUCCUGGAACGGGGCUUCGGAGCGGGCGGCCAGCCCUGGGGAAGAGGGUCACCCCCUCUCCCCCCUGGGAGGGAUCCCCGUCAUGGCCAAUUCCUUGGAGAUCAAGGUGAAGCUGCUGACCGUCAAAGCUAUGGAGCGGGAAGACUAUUUCGAAGGCGUACCCUUAAAAGCCUCUAGAUUUAACAGUGACCUCGUAGAGUUUGCCUCCACCAGCCAGGCGUUCAGCGAGGCCCCUUCUGCUCAUAAGAAAACACCUGCCGAGAAGGAGCAGGUGCCGGAGGAUCCCACUGAGAACCUGGGGAAAAGGAGGGACAGCUCUGCCCACAAGCAGACGGAUGGGGAUGAGUCCCCAGGGAACCCCGACCCGCAUGCACCUCCCCAGGACGCCGGGCCCAAAGAACCAGGUUAUUCCUUGGCCCCCGAGGGGACACCAGUGGACAAAAAGCCUGAAGUGUAUGAAAAGGCCAAGCGGAAGUCCCCGCGGCGCCGUCGGGGGGAGGAUGAGGGGGAAGCGGGGGAUCCCCCGGGGCUGGGGCUAGAGUGGCCUUCCACCCUGGCAAGCAGCAGCACCAGCCUGGAGACCCUCCACAGUGCCAGCGAGGAAGGCCUGGAUUUCAAGCCGUCUCCACCGCUGUCCAAGAUUUCUGUCAUCCCCCACGACCUCUUCUACUACCCGCAUUACGAGGUUCCCCUGGCUGCGGUUUUAGAGGCUUAUGCAGAAGGCCCCGAGGAUUUGAAAAGCCAAGAAAUGGACCUCGAGGAACCAGAGGGCUAUCCGCCGGGCCUGGGGGCUCGGGAGGACGAGAACAAGGAUGAGGAGGCCGAGCCCUCCCAGAGCAGCUGCAGCUUCCUGGGGUUGGGUGAGGACCGUCCCCUGGCCAGCAUCGCAGAGGAUGCCAGGCGGGCCUCGGUACCCGCUCCCCCAACCCGGCAAGAGGAUGACCAGCCAAGAGAGCCUGCAGAGAAUGUCCCUGUGCCAGACCAGCAGUCCCAGGAAUUUGCAAACUCGGAAAACUUAGCAAACCCUUUAGAAGAAAAGGUAAAGGAAGAAUCGAUCAGCAGUAAAAAAAAGGAAAAAAGGAAACAUGUGGACCACGUAGAAAGUUCAGUAUUUAUAGCACCCGGAACUGUUCGAUCCUCAGAUGACCUGGAGGAAGACACCAGCGACCACAGAGUCAUUUCCAGGACGAGUCACAGUGACUCCAGCAUUUACAUUCGACGACAUACGAAUAGGUCUUUGGAAUCGGAUCAGGUUAGCUAUGUUCAGUUGAGGAAUGCAGCAGAUCUGGAUGACAGAAGGAACCGAACAUUAACCAGGUACAAUACUCAGAAGCUCACUGAGCUGAUUUUACAGUUUUAUGGCAUCAGCGCAGACAUGAAGAGGGGAUGCAGACAUGCCAGGAUGCCUAUGAAAGCCAACAACUCUGGCGAGGCGGGGCUGCAGGAGGGCCGCGGCCCGCAGAGCGACUCGCUGGCGCAGCUGGUCCAGCAGCCGGACGUGAUGUACUUUCUGCUCUUCCUCUGGCUCCUGGUUUACUGCCUGCUGCUCUUCCCGCAGCUGGACGUCAACAGGCUCUGACGGCGCGGCCGCAUAAUAAACAGGAUAGGACCCUGACGGGCCACGGGCUCCUACUCCCUUCUGUUCCCCCUGCUGGAUGGGGCGCUUCUGCUGACAUCUGCGGACCUCGGGGGGGAAACCUAGCCCCUCUCCCCCCUUUUUUUUCUUGUUUCCGUUCCCUCCUCUAAGUCCUCAGCAUGCUUUUCUCUUGGGCUGUGUGCUCAGCGUCUGGGUGUGUGGCUGGAUCCUCGGGCAGGGUCUGUUCGCAGGCCUGGCUCUGACAGGUCUUGGACUUGGUACUGGUACCGGCCGCAACCGAGUCUUAGCUCGCCCCCCACCCCUGCCGCACGUUCUUAAGGUCCCAGGCGGACUCGCGCUUCUCACCUCCUGAUGAGAAAGAAGACAGUGCCCCAGGCAGAGACCCCACUGGGAAGAAAACUGCCAGUGGAGGGGCUGGGGGUCCAGGCACCUGUUGUGGUCUGGCCGUUGUCAUGUUCUUUGAGUGGAGGGUUGGGUCUGAGCAGCACAAAGCUGCCAGUUCCAGGAAAGUGCUCCCGUGAUGGGCAGAAGCCAAGGAAAGUGAAGGCAGAGUCCAGAGCUGCUCUGCCCUCUUGUUCACCCUGGUUUGGGGGGAAGGGGCGGAGGAGCAUGCAUUUUAAAUUCACUUUUGCAUUGUCUGAAUUGGGAUAAAGAUGUGAUUUUCAGGAAUUCCUGUUGCAGCACAGUAGAAAUGAAUCCCACUAGU